AUGCCGGAAAUAAAGUGGCGUCAUAUACCCACGCGCGAGAAUCUCGCCGACUGCGCGUCGCGGGGAAUUCUAGUCGAAGAAUUAAUCAACCAUCAACUUUGGUGGUCGGGUCCCUCGUGGCUAAGUCAAAGUUCAAUUUUCUGGCCAAAUCCUCGACCGAUAGAUUCGCCAGAACGUCACAUCGAUGACACGGCCGUGCUUACAAAACAACGAUCGUCCGCGAAGAUGCACGUUGCGAAAGAUGACGAGAUGUGGCAGAUUCUUGUUCAAUUUUCAUCCUGGGGUAAGUUACUCCGAGUUACUGCCUUCUUAUUUCAUUGGUUGAGUAAAUACCGUGCUCGCCGACGUGACAAUAAGAUUCCGUCAAAUUUACAUUUCGCCGACCGGAUUCAGGAGGCUCGCGAUUUUUGGAUACGACAAGUCCAGAGGGAUCGUUUCGCCGUCGAAAUACGAACGCUACAAGCAAAUGAGCCACUUCCGCGAUCGAGCUCACUAAAAUCGCUCAAUCCGUUUCUCGAUGGAAAGGACCAGUUGCGUCUUGGCGGGCGGUUACGACAUUCAUUUAUUUCAUACAACGAACGCUUUCCGUUAAUUCUACCGCGCCAUCAUAUCAGCGAGCUAAUAAUCGAUCAAGCUCAUUUACGAUCGCUUUACGGAGGCCUUCAGUUAACCCUCCGAAUUCUACGCCAGAAUUAUUGGAUUCUUGGUGCGAGAUCGCUCGUCAAAUCUAGAUUAAAUCAAUGCAUCACCUGUGUUCGCGAACGCGCCAUUACAGCCAGUCAACCGAUGGGAGACCUACCGUCUCCUCGAGUCAAUCCGUCUCCGCCUUUUUCACACUGCGGAGUGGACUACGCUGGUCCCUUUCCAGUGAUCUCUUACGUGAGACGAGAUCAGAGAUCACGGAAAUACUACGUCACGCUGUUCAUCUGUCUCGCGACGCGCGCGAUCCAUCUCGAAUACGUCGACGAUUACGCUACUUCCGGAUUCGUCGCGGCCUUUAAACGUUUCGACGCGGUCUGUCGUCGGACGUCUAUAACGACAACGGGACGAAUUUCCAAGGUGCCGAUAAUGAACUUCGUCGCGCCUUUAUCGCCACUAUGA
Messenger RNA from Nylanderia fulva, 1101 nucleotides. RefSeq lists its product as uncharacterized. Lineage: Eukaryota; Metazoa; Arthropoda; Insecta; Hymenoptera; Formicidae. Gene Ontology annotation, molecular function: nucleic acid binding. The record is from RefSeq and is a predicted model, not a curated record.